AUGAUUCGUUCGAACAUAUUGAUUAUUAUUAAAUCGAAAGAAGAUAUAGUUAAUAAUGAAUUAAAAAAUUCACAAAUAACAACAAUCGAACAAAAUCAAAGAAUAUCCCGAACAUUAUCACGAACUGAUAUUCAAUUCAAAUUAAUAACAUAUCAUAAUACAGAAUAUCAUAUUAAAUAUGCUUCGAUAUGUGUUCCUAAUCUUACAUUACCUAUUGAUGUUAUUAUAUUACCAACUGAUAAUAGUUUUUCAAUGAUUGAACAAAACACAAUGAAUUUUUCUGAUUUCUUACAAAAAGAAAAAAAAACAUCAUAA
Molecule: messenger RNA, 315 nt
Organism: Rotaria sordida
Lineage: Eukaryota; Metazoa; Rotifera; Eurotatoria; Philodinida; Philodinidae
Source: the annotation of a GenBank genome assembly